AAGAAAAUGAGUGAUAAAUUAGGAAAGAUCCGGAAGCUUUUGGCGAAGCAUAGACUAGCAGGCUAUCUUAUACCUCAUAAUGAUGAGCAUAUGUCUGAAUAUCUCAAUCCUAGUGAUGAACGUAUCCAUUUCCUUUCAGGAUUCUCAGGAAGUUCAGGUAUAUGCUUAGUGACUCCUACAAAUGCCUUUGUAUGGACAGACUCUAGAUACUGGAUUCAAGCAGAGAAAGAACUUGAACACGGCUGGGAAAUGAAAAAGAUGCGAACACCAGGUCAUAAGGAAUGGUUUGAAUGGGCAAAACAAGAAAUGAACGAAGGCGAUAUUAUUGGCUAUGACCCCAAGGUCGUACCACAGAUGACAGUUGAGCAAAGAGGUAAAUUCUUGAAGGAGGGCAGUAUCGAGAUGUUCUCAGUAGAGGACAACCUUGUUGAUCAAAUCUGGGGAGAGGAAAGACCCCAAAGGCAAAGCAGUAAGGUCUCUAUACACCCGACUGAGUAUUCAGGAAGAACUGUUGCCCAGAACAUUGAGGAGAUUAUGAAGAAGAUUAUAGACAAGAAGGCUGAUGCUGCUGUAAUUUCUACCUUAGAUCAAAUCGCUUGGUUGACAAAUUUGAGAGGAAAUGAUACUCCAUAUAAUCCUUUAUUUUACUCGUAUGCCGUGGUCUAUAAGAAUAAAGGGGUUGAUACGAUCAGACUUUACGUCGAUAACGAUAAAGUGAGUCAUUUAUUUGGAUAUCUUGCUGACAACAAAAUUGAAAUUUCACCCUAUGAGCAGAUAUUUGUGGAUAUUUCUACUGGUGAUUUUCAAGAUUAUAAAUUAAUUGUUGACCAUAACGACUGCAAUAGCAAAAUUUAUAACUCUAUUAAAGCAGAGAAUGUGAUAAAAGGCCCUGAUUUAAUUGGAGAAAUCAAAUUAGUCAAGAACAAGACUCAGAUCCAAGGCUUCAGGAAUUCACAGAUCAGGGAUGCAGCAGCACUUGCAAAGUUCUUCUCAUGGCUUGAAUAUGAAAUUAUGGAAAAAGAAUCAAACUUAACUGAAUAUGAAGGAGUACUCCAACUUUUAAAAUACAGAGAGGAGGAGGACUUAUACAUGGGACCUUCUUUCGAUCCUAUACUUGCUUCUGGAGCGAAUGGGGCAAUUGUUCAUUACAAGCCAACUCAAAAAGAGGCAUCUCCUCUUAAUCCAAAGGAAAUGAUUCUCUGCGAUUCGGGGGGUCAUUAUCUGGAUGGAACGACUGAUACAACUAGGACUUUCCAUUUUACUAAACCAACGGAUUACCAAAGAGAGAUGUACACAAGAGUCUUAAAAGGAAAUCUAAGAUUUGAAAGAGUCAAAUUCCCAAACAAAAACACUCUCACAGCUAAGGAAAUUGAUGUGCUCGCAAGGUCUCCUCUUUGGGAUAUUGGCAAGGAUUAUGCUCAUGGAACCGGUCAUGGCGUUGGUCACUUUUUGAAUGUUCAUGAAGGUCCAUACUUGAAAAAGUUGAAACCAGGUAUGACUUACACAAAUGAGCCUGGCUACUAUCAUGAAGGGGAAUUCGGUAUCAGGAUCGAAAACUUGUUGAUAUCAAGGAAGGACCCUCUUAUUGAAGGAUUUAUGUCAUGGGAAAAUGUUACCAAAUUUCCAUAUUGUCGUAAUUUGAUCAAUACCGAUUUGCUAUCUCCUGAUGAGUUAGGACAUAUUAAUGGCUAUCACAUUGAAUGUAAGGAUAUAUUGCUACCAAUCUUGCAGGACAAUGAACUGGCUUUGAAGUUCAUAGAGAAGGAGACUCAACCUUUAACUCAUUAAUUCAGAUGUUUUCAAUACUA
Molecule: messenger RNA, 1808 nt
Organism: Moneuplotes crassus
Lineage: Eukaryota; Ciliophora; Spirotrichea; Euplotida; Euplotidae
Source: the annotation of a GenBank genome assembly